Messenger RNA from Notechis scutatus (mainland tiger snake), 9259 nucleotides. Lineage: Eukaryota; Metazoa; Chordata; Lepidosauria; Squamata; Elapidae. The record is from RefSeq and is a predicted model, not a curated record.
ACCCCGUUUUCUCUUCUUUCAGGUUAGCUUGAACGAUUCCCACAAUCAAAUGGUCGUGCACUGGGCCGGGGAGAAGAGCGAUGUGAUUGUAGCUUUGGCCCGGGACAGCUUAGCAUUGCCAGGCCCCAAAUUUAGUGAUGUUUAUGUUUCCUAUGAUUAUGGGAAAACGUUUAAAAAGAUAUCCAAAAAAUUUGGUUUUGGCCCAGGGAACUUCAGCCAAGCUGUCAUCGCUCAGUUCUACCACAGUCCAGCAGACAACAAAAGGUACAUCUUUGUCGAUGCAUUCUCCCAGUACCUUUGGCUCACCACGGAUUUUUGCACCACCAUUCAAGGCUUCCCAAUUCCAUUUAAAGUCGCAGACCUCCUCCUGCACAGCCAGCUCCCCAACCUUGUCCUGGGAUACGACCGAUCCCAUCCCAACAAACAGCUCUGGAAAUCGGAUGAUUUUGGGCAAACCUGGAUUAUGAUUCAUGAACACGUGAAGUCCUUCGCUUGGGGUGUGGAGCCAUACGACAAGUCAAAUACGAUUUACAUCGAGCGGCAUGAACCUAAUUUGUCCUCGACGGUCCUCCGCAGCACAGAUUUCUUCCAGACGCGGGAAAAUAAAGAGAUUUUGCUGGAAGAGGUGGAAGACUUCCAGCUCAGGGACAAAUAUCUCUUUGCAACAAAAUCUGGGCCUCUGUCGGGCGAUCCAUUACAAACUUCGGUUCAACUCUGGGUCUCCUUUAACCGGAAGCCAAUGCAGGCUGCACAGUUUGCAACAAGACACCCCAUUAAGGAAUAUUAUAUUGCGGACACUUCUGAAGACCAGGUGUUUGUGUGCGUCACUUAUAGUAACAACAGCACCAGCCUCUAUAUCUCCGAAGCUGAAGGCCUUCAUUUUUCGUUGACUUUGGAAAACAUCCUGUAUUACAGUCCUGGUGGAGCAGGCAGCGACACCUUAGUAAGAUACUUUGCAAGCGAGCCUUUUGCAGACUUCCACCGCGUUGAGGGCAUUCCGGGGGUCUAUAUCACCACCCUGAUCAACGGCUCGUUCAGCGACGAGAAUAUGCGCUCAGUCAUCACCUUCGACAAAGGUGGGACUUGGGAAUUUCUCCAGCCUCCAGAGUAUACUCACUAUGGCGAAAAGAUAAAUUGUGAGCUUUCUUUGGGCUGUUCUCUUCACUUGGCCCAAAGGCUCAGCCAGCUGCUCAACUUCCAGUUGCGCCGAAUGCCCAUCCUAUCCAAGGAAUCCGCUCCCGGAUUGAUCAUUGCAACAGGUUCUGUGGGGAAGAACAUGGCAAGCAAAAUGAAUGUCUACAUUUCCAGCAGUGCUGGCGUCAGAUGGCAGGAGGUCCUGUCUGGGCCCCAUUAUUACUCCUGGGGAGACCACGGGGGCAUCCUCAUGGCCGUGACACAGGGGUCAGAAACAAACCAGCUGAAGUAUAGCACGAAUGAAGGGGAAACCUGGAAAACCUUCACGUUCUCCGAAAAGCCAGUCUUUGUGUAUGGCCUGCUGACAGAACCGGGCGAGAAAAGCACCAUCUUCACCAUUUUUGGGUCUUACAAAGAAAACGGACACAGUUGGCUGAUUCUGCAGAUCAACACCACGGACGUCCUCGGGGUGCCUUGCACGGAAAAUGAUUAUAAACUGUGGUCUCCCUCCGAUGAACGCGGGAAUGAGUGUCUCUUGGGACACAAGACGGUCUUCAAAAGGCGAACGCCUCACGCCACUUGUUUCAACGGGGAGGAUUUCGAUCGACCGUUCCUGGUCUCCAAUUGUUCCUGCACCAGGGAAGACUACGAGUGCGAUUUUGGUUUCAAGCUAAGUGAGGACCUGUCAUUAGAAGUUUGCAUUCCGGAUCCUGAGUUUGCUGGCAAACUUUUCUCGCCUCCUGUGUUGUGCCCUGUUGGAUCAACCUACAAAAAAACACGAGGUUACCGCAAGAUAUCCGGCGACACGUGUUCUGGAGGUGACGUAGAGGCCCGGUUAGAAGGGGAAACCGUUCCCUGUCCAUUAGCAGAGGAAAAUGAGUUCAUCUUGUAUUCAACAAGGUAUUCCAUCCAUCGGUACGAUCUCUCAUCUGGACUGACUGAAGAUUUGCCUUUGACGGGGCUGCGUGGGGCGGUGGCCCUGGACUUCGAUUACACUCACAACUGCCUCUACUGGGCUGACGUGACUCUUGAAAUUAUCCAGCGUCUCUGUCUCAACGGAAGUUCUGGGCAGGAAGUUAUCAUCGGCACCGGCCUGGAGACCGUCGAAGCAUUGGUCUUUGAGCCCAUCAGUCAACUGCUUUACUGGGUGAACGCUGGCAUCCCCAAAAUCGAGGUCGCCAACCCAGAUGGGGACUUGCGUCUUACCAUUUUAAAUGCCUCAGUGCUUGAGCGUCCCCGAGCCCUAACUCUGGUGCCCAAAGAAGGACUGAUGUUCUGGACAGAUUGGGGGGAUUCCCGGCCUGGUAUUUAUCGAAGUGAAAUGGAUGGCUCCUCUGCUACUUGCAUUGUCUCCGAGGGCGUCAAGUGGCCAAAUGGAAUUUCGGCAGAUGAUCGUUGGAUCUACUGGACGGAGGCCUACAUGGACAGGAUCGAGCGGGUUGACUUCAACGGCAUGCAGAGAUCAGUGAUCUUGGAUAGUCUUCCUCAUCCCUAUGCCAUUGCUGUGUUUAAGAAUGAUAUCUAUUGGAAUGAUUGGUCUCAGCUGAGCAUUUUUAGAGCCUCCAAGCACAAUGGAGCCAGAAUGGAGACCUUGGUUGACCAUCUCAAUAGUGUGAUGGACAUGAAAAUCUUCUACCAUGGAAAGACUACAGGGAAGAAUGCAUGUGCAGACAAGCCAUGCAACCUCCUGUGUUUGCCCAGGGCUAACAAUAACUAUACUUGUCGAUGCCCCGAUGGAGUCUCCAGCCAUGUGCUCCCAACAGGGGAGAUGCAAUGCGAUUGCCCACCCAACUAUCACUUGAAGAAUGGCACCUGCGUAAAAGAAGAAAACACCUGCCUCUCCAACCAGUACAGAUGCUCAAACGGGAAUUGCAUUAAUAACAUUUGGAAAUGUGACAAUGACAACGAUUGCGGGGACAUGAGCGAUGAAAAGAACUGCCCAACAACUGUGUGUGAUCCUGACACCCAAUUCCGUUGCCAUGAAUCCGGGACCUGCGUCCCUCUGUCCUAUAAGUGCGAUCUGGAGGAUGAUUGUGGAGACAGUAGUGACGAGAGCCACUGUGAAGCCCACCAGUGUCAGAAUGACGAGUUCAGCUGCAAUUCGGGGAUGUGUAUCCGUCUCUCAUGGAAAUGCGACGGUGACAACGACUGUCGGGAUUGGUCUGACGAAGCGAACUGCACAGCUGUUCAUCACACUUGUGAAGCCUCCAGUUUCCGCUGCCAAAACGGGCACUGCAUCCCCCAAAGAUGGGCUUGUGAUGGAGACACCGAUUGUCAAGACGGAACGGAUGAAGACCCCAUCAAUUGUGAGAAGAAAUGCAAUGGCUUCCAGUGCUCCAUGGGGACGUGCAUCCCUUCUAGUAAGAGAUGCAAUGGAGUGCAGGACUGCUCCGAUGGCUCGGAUGAACAACACUGUGAAUCCCUCUGCACACACUACAUGGAUUUUAUGUGCAAGAACCGGCAACAGUGUCUCCUACGCUCCAUGGUGUGCGACGGCACCUUGCACUGCCGCGACGGUUCGGACGAAGAUCCUGCCUAUGCCGGGUGUUCCCAGGAUGCAGAGUUCCAUCGUACUUGUGACCAGUUCAGCUUCCAGUGUCAGAAUGGCGUGUGUGUCAGCUUGGUGUGGAAAUGUGACGGCACCGAUGACUGCGGAGAUUACUCGGACGAGGCGAACUGUGAAAACCCAACCGAAGCCCCCAGCUGUUCUCGGUAUUACCAGUUCCAGUGUGAUAACGGGCAUUGCAUCCCGAACCGAUGGAAAUGCGAUCAAGAAAAUGACUGCGGAGAUUGGUCGGAUGAGAAGUCGUGUGGAGGCUCUGCAGUGAUCCCUAUCACCACUACAACUCCUGCCACAUGUGGCCCAAAUCACUUCCGGUGUAAUAGCGGGACGUGCAUCAUGAACAGCUGGGUUUGCGAUGGAUAUCGAGACUGUGCCGAUGGAUCCGACGAGGAGGCCUGCCCCACCGCACCCGUUGGUGCCAGUUCCACAUCUGCCAGUGUCCAUGGACGGUGCAGCCGGUUUGAAUUUGAGUGCCAGCAGACCAAGAAGUGUGUUCCAAAUUGGAAACGAUGUGAUGGCUUGAAAGAUUGUCAGGACAGCACAGAUGAACUGAACUGCCCCACUCACAGCACCUUGUUAUGCCCUAGUGGAUUCAGAUGUGAAGAUGGGGAGGCCUGCAUCAUGAAGAUGGAACGAUGCGACGGUUUUCUGGAUUGUCCGGAUAGCAGCGAUGAAAAGAACUGUACUGAUGAUACUCUUGUCUAUAAGGUUCAGAACCUGCAGUGGACAGCUGACUUUUUGGGCAACAUCACUUUAUCCUGGGCUCAGCCGAAGAAGAUGCCUCUCGCUUCCUGUGUCUACAACAUCUACUACAGGAUGGUGGGAGAAAGCAUGUGGAAAUCCGUGGAAACCCACAGCAGCAAAACCAACACUAUCUUGAAAGUACUGAAGCCGGAUUGCACGUACCAAGUCAAGGUCCAAGUCCAGUGCCUGAGCAAAGUGUACAACACCAACGAUUUCAUAGUCUUACGGACUCCAGAAGGACUCCCAGAUCCACCCCGCCAUCUUCAACUGCAGCUGAAGAAAGAAGCUGAAGGCAUCGUGGUUUGCCAGUGGGCCCCUCCAGCAAAUGCCCAUGGUCUAAUCAGAGAAUACGUUGUGGAAUACAGCAGAGCCGGUUCAAAGGAAUGGUCUUCCGUAAGGGCGCCCACCAACUAUUCAGAAGUGGAGAUGUUGCAGGUCAACGCCUUAUAUGUUUUCAGAGUUGCCGCGGUAACAAGCCGUGGAGUGGGCAACUGGAGUGAUUCCAAAUCCAUACGAACUAUAAAAGGCAAAGUUAUUCCGCCUCCUACGAUCCAUAUUGAUAAUUAUGAUGAAAACUCCAUAAGCUUUACCCUCAGACUAGACGCCAAUAUUCAGGUGAACGGCUACAUCGUGAAAAUUUUCUGGACUUUUGACACCCACCGACAAGAAAAGAGAUCAUUCUUUGUAGAUGGAGGGAAAUCAGCUCAAACAGUGAGGAACUUGACUGCUCAGACACCGUAUGAAAUUUCUGCCUGGGCCAAGACGGAGCUGGGGGACAGCCCGCUCUCUUUCGCUCACGUAGUGACCCGGGGCACGAGGCCGUUCCCCCCCAGCCUGAAGGCCAAAGCGGUCAACCAGACAGCCGUCGAAUGCAACUGGAGUGGGCCAAGGAAUGUGAUAUACGGCGUAUUUUACGCCACGUCUUUCCUGGACCUCUACCGGAAUCCUAGCAAUGCAACUACAGCUCUCCACAACAUGACUGUGAUUGUUAACCGGGAUGAACAGUACUUAUUCCUGGUGCGAGUGAUUUCUCCAUACCAAGGUCCACCCUCAGAUUAUAUUGUUGUGAAGAUGAUUCCUGACAACCGCCUUCCCCCUCGACACCUUCACGCUGUCCACCUAUCAAAAACGUUUGCCAUCAUUAAAUGGGAGUCGCCUUACGACUCCCCGGAUCAAGAUAUGUUGUAUGCAGUGGCUGUGAAAGAUUUAAUAAGGAAGACAGAUCGAAACUAUAAGGUGAAGACCCGAAACAGCACGGUGGAAUAUACCAUAAAAAAACUGGACCCUGGUGGAAGAUACCACAUCGUUAUACAGCUAGGAAACAUGAGCAAGGAAGCUAGUUUGAAAAUCAACACAGUAUCCCUGGCUGCACCUGAUGCUUUAAAGAUUAUACCAGAAAAUGACCACAUCUUGUUGUUUUGGAAGAGUUUAGCCUUGAAAGAAAGCCAAUUUAAUGAAACCCGGGGGUAUGAGGUGCACAUGUUUGACGGUGGGACCAACACCACGUCCUAUCUGGGGAACACUACGGAGAAUGUCUUCAAGGUUUCCCACCUGAAGGCUGGCCACAAUUACUCCUUCACGGUACAAGCAAGAUGUCUCUACAGUGGGCAGAUGUGCGGAGAGCCUGCAACUCUUCUCUACAGCGAGCUGGGAAGAGAUGGAGAUGCCAGGGCCUCUAUAUUGGGCAAAUCUAAGGAUGUUGCCGCCAUCGUGGUUCCCGUCUUGUUUCUUUUACUAGUGACAGUGGGUGUUGGGUUUGUGGUCUUGUACAUGAGGCAUCGAAGACUUCAAAAUAGCUUCACGGCCUUUGCCAACAGUCACUACAACUCCCGACUGGGUUCCGCCGUAUUCUCCUCUGGAGAUGACUUAGGAGAUGAAGACGACGAAGCCGCCAUGAUCACAGGUUUCUCAGACGACGUCCCUAUGGUAAUAGCGUGAAGAACGUUUCGGAUUCUGGAAAGCAAAAAAAAUAAUAAUAAUGGUGUAAAUAUUUUAUUUGAUAAAGAAAAAAAAGUCAACUGUUUAUUUUAAAAAGAACAAAAACUAAAAAGCACUUUUGAGUUGCAAUACAUUAUUUUUGUAUCGGCUGAAAAAGAAAACAAAACAAGAAACAAUGAGUACACUUUGUAGCACACGGCUGUGAAAUUUCAAAUCAGGUUGAUGCUCUUUCUGUGGUUGGGUUUCUUUCCUUGUUCUUCUUUUCCAAACUUUGAUUUCCUCUUAAUGCUUCCUGAGCACACCUUUGAUUCUUUCCCAUCGGCAAUGACUUUGAUCCUCUGAGAACUUGGGAGCAGUUGGAACCCUGGGAGGCUUCUUCUGGCUUGAUGUCAGAUGGAAGUCAGAUGAAACCAAAGGAUAGUCCGUCAUUAAGAGAAUCCUUCCUUGCAGUGUGCAUGAAUGAAAUGGUGUGGCCAAGCGAUGGAGGGCAAUAGAAGAAGGGGACGGCAGAGAAGGAGGUGGCUGGAUGGACUCACUGAAGCAGUCGGAGUGAGCUUAAAUGGACUCUGGAGGAUGGUAGAGGACAGGAGAGCUUGGAGGAACGUUGUCCAUGGGGUUGCGAUGGGUCGGACACAACUUCACAACUAACAACAAUGAGGUUCUUUGUUGCCCUGUGUGGCCUCUGGAGAUUCUUAGGUGGAGUCCUCCAGGAUAUGGUUCUCCCAAAGGUGCUUUUUUUUUUUUCAGGAGGCAACUGGACUUUGGGGGUUUUUUUGAAGACGUUUUGCUUUUCAUCCAAGAAGCUUCUUCAGUUCUUUGACGACGCUUCACUUCUUCUCCAAAGAUGAUGAAGCUUUUUGGAUGAGAAGCGAAAUGUCUUCAAAGAAAAAACAGAAAGUCCAGUUGCCUCUUGAAAAAAUACAUUGCCCUGCGUUCCACGUUAGUGACUGUGUUGGGCAUCGCGUGGGACGGAAGUAUUUCCACUUUACUUUUUUCCCAGGGUUAGACCGCUGCAGAUUUCUUUCCACCUUUUGAGUUGAAGUAAUGAGUCCAACAAGAGACUGAACGUUGUUAAAUCGUUGUCUGUGCCAGCCAUAGGAUGCCAGUCCCUUAUUCCUAGUCUGACCUCUGCAAGUUGACUAGAUAUUAUUCAGAGAUUUGUAGAUUUUCUUCUUCUGCUCCUUAAGUGAUGAUAUGGAUUCUCACCUUUUGGUAGGAGAUAACGUCUCUAGUUUUGGCCCGCUUGAACACAAAGCACAGGUAAGAUUCCUAAAAAAAAUGCUCUGAAGUUGUGCUGAGCCAGAAGUUGCACAUUGCCUGAAGCUCUUCUCUGGUACUGAUAAAGGAGAAUAUUUGUAGCUCAGGGUUGAUAUGAGGGGUCCUUGGUGCUCUCUGAGCUUGUUUGUUUUCUUGCAGAUGUUUCCUUACCCAAAGUAGGUAACAUCAGUGCUAGCAUCAACCUAGUUGGGUAAGGAAACAUCUGCAAGAAAACAAGCAAGCUCAGAGAACACCAAGGAUCUACUUUUCUCUGGGUUCUUUGGAGUCAUUUCAGACCAAACAUUGGUAAUUUUCUGCAGUUUGGAUCCUGGAAAUAAAUUGAAACAGUCCUACCCACCUUAAAGCAAGAUGAUCACAGUUUGGAAAGAGGACACCAAAGUUCCAGAUCCCAACCUGGAAAAGCCUCAAAGAAAAUCCCAAGGAUGUGGUAGGCUCUGCUCCCUCUCAAUGGACCUUCGUUUCCUAAAGAAAGGGUCUCCAAGCUUGGCAACUUUAAAACUUGUGGACUUCAACUCCCAGAAUUCCAUGCUGGCUGAGGGAUUCUGGGAGUUGAAGUCCACAAGUCUUAAAAGUGGCCAAGUUUGAAGACCCCCUGUCCUAAAGCAGUAAGCCUUUGGUCACCAUAAUCUUCUUACCACUGGGGGACGUGACUUGAGUCACUUAGAAAUGUUCUGAGAAGUUGAUUCCAGAUUGAAGUCAAGAAGAGAAGAAAGGAGACGAGAUAGGACAUUUUCUACUGGAUGAAGACCAGGUCAUAGAAGCAGAGAACACAAUAUGGAUAGCUUCAAGGAUGGGACUGUAGAGUCACAAAUGCCAUUCUGACUUCCUUAUCCUCCUCUCCUUACCCAGUUUACGUUUCCUAAUUCCCGGGAUGGAGUUGUUCUUCAUUUUUUGAAACAUUGCUGCUACAAACCCAUGUAAUUUUCAGGGACAUUUGCUCAAAAUCUAUACCCCCAAAUUCAUGAAUUUUCUUCAAAAUAACCUCGUUCUCUCAGGAUCAAUCUCAACCAUCUUCAGGUUUUCUUUCUAUUUGUGUGUUUCUUCUUCCUAAGCAAAAAAAAAAGUUAUUUAAAAAAAAUGUUCAGGAAAUCUAUAAUUAUGUCUAUAUCUAUAUAAAGAGAAGAAAUCAUUUGUUCCUGAAGGUUUUACAUUGACUGAAAGAUGAAAAUUAUUUGUAUUAUGUUUUAUAGGCGGGUGGGGUUUUGUUUCUGGAUUUAUUUUUUAUUAUUUUUGGUUGGUUCAACUAAUUUAUUAGGAAAUCUGCUUUUGAUCAGAGUUCCAAAUUCUCAGUCACGCACAUGAUUGUUGGUUAGCGACACGUCACUUUAAUCUAUUUUUUGUGUGUGUGUGCAAAACUUUGGGUUCUGUUUGUUUUCCAUCUCCUGUAAGUUGCAUCUGGCAUUAUUGCCACAGUAAAACACAAAACACCACCUAUUUUUUAAUCUCUGGAUACUUUUUCAUGCUUUGUGAGAAAGUAAAAAAGGUCAGGCGGGUAGAAUGAAAAAUAUGACUUAAGUUGUCACACCGAGGGCUUAAAUGUUUUCUGCAGAUUACUUUGCACGUGUUCAUAGAUGCAAAAAAAACAAAAAAGGUACAACAAUU